Molecule: messenger RNA, 4891 nt
Organism: Trematomus bernacchii (emerald rockcod)
Lineage: Eukaryota; Metazoa; Chordata; Actinopteri; Perciformes; Nototheniidae
Product: zinc finger E-box-binding homeobox 2-like
Exons: 8
Coding region: 110-3280 (1056 amino acids)
Biological process (GO): anatomical structure development; regulation of transcription by RNA polymerase II
Molecular function (GO): RNA polymerase II cis-regulatory region sequence-specific DNA binding; DNA-binding transcription factor activity, RNA polymerase II-specific
Source: RefSeq, a predicted model, not a curated record
UGACCGAAGGCGAUGCCUCAUCACCAUUCAUUCUCAGGCAGGCUCUCAGGACAAACACACACUUGCACCGCUCCUUGGACAACUUUUUUCUGAAACAAAAUAAAGCGUGAUGAUGGCAGAAGAAAGUAGGGGCAAGCGAAGGAAACAAGCCAACCCCAGGAGGAAUCGAGUGGAUGCUGAGCAGGUGAGUUCCCUGGGGUCAGAGGGGGAGGAUGAGGUGGGCCUGUGGAGCCUGGAGCACCAGGACUGUCAGGAGAGCCUGGACAAGACGAGCCUGACGCCCAGCGAGGGGACGGAGGAGACCGGCAGCCCGGCCCGCUCCACCCGGCCGCUCAGCCUCAGCCCCGGCAGCAGGAGCUACUGGCCGCAGGUGGAGCGGGAGGUGGAGACGGCAGAAGACGCCAACACAGCAUCUGUCACCGACAGGGAGGGAGACCAGGAACCGUUGAGGAUGUACUGCAAUAACUCAGACUCCCAGAAUUCCUUGGAGGACCUGGCCCACUAUGAGUUUCUGGUCCAGUUGAGGAAGGCCUCUACCUCAGCCAGUCUCCUGGAGCGCUUGAACCACAGCGGCUCCGCAGCAGCGUACCACGCAGGCAGCCGGCUGGACGAGCUGCCCCCGGCCAUCUGGUCUCCUGGAGCUCAGCACAGCUCACCUGAGGGGGCAGAUGCAGGGAGGAGCGAGCAGGCCUGUCCGUUCUGCCACAGGAUGUUUCAGCGAGGAGCUUCUUUGAGGGACCACAUCAAGUACUGUCAGGAGAGGGAGGGGGGCCACAUGGUCUGUCCGCUCUGUGGAUACACUGCCACCCUUAGGGCACAGAUGGAGCGGCACCUGGCACUUCAUAACCAAAUGCAGGACAAGAGUGUCCUCGGUUUGGAUCAAGGCAUUGAGACGAGGAAGUUCAAAUGUCUGCAGUGUGGGAAAGCUUUCAAGUACAAACACCACCUCAAAGAGCAUCUCCGCAUCCACAGCGGUGAGAAACCUUACGAGUGCUCCAACUGCAAGAAGCGUUUCUCUCACUCCGGCUCCUACAGCUCCCACUUAAGCAGCAAAAAGUGCCUGAAUGGGGGGGGAAUCACAGGAGGAGCCAGCAGUGCGUUUAAUGGACAUAGCCAAAGCUCCUUCCACCACUCAUUUCCAACAUCUCCCUCUGGAGGAGGUGGCGGAAACAGUUCUGAAAAGGGCUCUCCGAUUGCAUCACAGUCCAAAGGUCAUGCUGGUCCUCUGGGUCGAGGACCAGAGGACCCUAACCAUCUCUCCCUGCAGGACCCCAACACCACGGGCUUCCCCAGAGCGUCAGACCUGGCUCAGCUUUGGGACCCCUCAGCAGAGCUCUCUGUGAGGACCAGUAUACUGAAAGGGACCACCCUGCUGCCUUAUCUGCCCACUGGGACCAAGUUUGAACAGAUGCUGCAGGAAAUGCUUCACAGGGAGGUGAAGAAAGAUGCGGACAUGGACAGAGGAGAAGCUGCGAUGGAGGAAAGGAAGGGGGUUUUCAACGGAGGAGGGGCUGACAUGAAGGUCUCCCCCGACAGGAGGAGAGAGGCAGUGAGGUCAGGUGAGGGAGAGAGAGGUGUUCUUGGGAUGUCGUGCCGCUGGUGCUCCCACCUUUUCCCCAACGUAGCAGUGCUCCUGCAACACGAGCGCUACCUCUGUAAGUUGAACCGAGAGGCAAUGGAGGUGCCUGAGGGUCUACGCAGCAAAGACCACUCCUCGCCACCUUUAUACUUCCCAAGAUCUGCCAUCAAAGCGGAGAACAGCAAACCAAGUGAAGCAACCAACGGCCUCUCCGAAAACAAAUCACCGUUACAGAAGCUCAGCUGGCACUCUAUACCGCAGCAGCUUUUAGUCGCAAUGCAAUCUCCCCCACACGACAACCGGUCCUCACGAGCCUUCUGGACAAACCAGGAAAAGGGAAGCCCAAGCCAUCCAAUCAACCACUCCCCAGAGCUGACAUCACCUCGAGUCAGAAGAAGGUUUCCAUCAGGAUUUGGCUCUCCGCUCUGCCUGGACCUCACCAGCUGUCCCCCUGAGCUGACCUCCCCUCAUAGCAGCCCGUGGUCCGGACAGAACGAGCCCCUCGACCUCUCCCUGCCCAAGCAGCUCUCAGGUCAUGAGGGGAGACACAAAACUGUAAAUGGUAAUGCAGCCCGAGGAGAGAGGAGAGAGCGUGGGAACCAGCAGUUCAAGAGACCAAGUCCAUCUCAUCAUCUCCCCCUCCACCACCACCCUAUCUUCAGCAGGGCUGGAGCUCCUGUGUUUCCAGGUUCCUUAUAUAAUGGAUUUCCUAUCUUCAACCAGUCUGGUUUAGGGCUUUCAGGACAUGACGGCAUUGCAGCGAUUCCAUUCAGCCAGCCAGCUAACAGCCCUAGGUUUCUCUCUCCCAUGGCCUUCAUGAUGGAGGCAGACGCAGAGGCCACACUGAAGAAGAUCCAUCAGGAGAGACAAGCUCUUAUGGGUGAGGUGUUAAGCCGCGGCGCUCUGGACUACCUUUCUCUCAUGGAUGACGGACUGGAUGGAGGACCAGGGAGGAAGAGACUGAAGAAGACCGAUGAAGGGCUUUACGCUUGUGACAUUUGUGAAAAAACCUUUCAGAAGAGCAGCUCUCUGCUUCGACACAAAUACGAGCACACAGGAAAGCGUCCCCACGAGUGCAAGAUCUGCAACAAAGCCUUCAAGCACAAACACCAUCUGAUUGAGCACAGCCGUCUGCACUCUGGGGAGAAACCCUACCAAUGUGACAAGUGUGGCAAACGCUUCUCUCACUCCGGCUCUUACUCCCAGCACAUGAACCACCGCUACGCCUACUGCAGCAAGGACCAGGACCAGGACCAAGACCCCGAGGAGAUGCCUCUCACCCCGGGGGCCGGGAGCAGCCUCGGGGGCCGCCUCAGCGACGAGACCCGCCUCUCCAUAGAGUAUACCCAAACCGCACACUCCUUCCUCAGCGAUUCCAGUCUGGAUGGAGCUGCAGAGGCCUUCAAGGAGGAGGAGGAGGAUGUGGAAGAGGAGGAGGAUAAAGAGGCAGGAGUUAGUGAUAGUCAUGAGGCACAUGUAGGUUUGUCAGAGGAAGCCAAGGAGCUGGAGAGUAGCCCCAUUCAAGGAUCACCUAUAAGGGAGAAUGGAGUGCAAAAAGAGAGAAAUGGUUAUGAUGUGGAAAAUCAUAUUGACAAUGCAGAGAGAGAAUUCUGGGAGCAAAAAAUGAAGGAGCAGAAUGGAGACUUGGACAGAUGUGAACUGAGCCAUGAUAUAACAGAUUUACCCAGAAUAAAAACUUAAGGGUAACUCUAAAAAGCCAAAACAAUGCCUAUACUAUAUAUAUUUAGACUUUUUAUACCGUUUUCUCUAAUAUGUAUACAAAUACAGUAUGUAACAGCUCCACAGAUUUUUUUACUAAUUUUUACAAAGUGAAAAAAUGCACAGAACUGCCAAACAGUUGCCUUGAAGUGGAUGAAGCCAUACAACAAAAAUAUAUGGGACAAUACCAGUUAUAGUAUUUUAUCAUUCAAAAUAGACUGGAUGUACCUACAAUGCUUUUUGUUUGUUUUAGUUUUUUAAUCUUUGCCAUGACAGCUAAAAAACAUGUGGGUUGACUCAUCUGAGGUCAUGUCACCGGUCCAGAUGUGACAUCGCAGGAAUCUCACUUUGAUAUGCUUGCUGCUGCCGAAUAUUGCACAACCAACAAACAAGAGGCCUUCGUAUUUGAACGUCCAGGAUCCAGCUUUUUUUAGUUUGAAACGUUGCGCCUCUUUGCAUGUGAUCAGGUUAAGAAACAACACCUGAAGGAAAGCUUUGAUUGCAGGACAGAAAGAGUCUGACUGUCACUUUAAAAGUUAGAGCUUGAAUGGGCAAGACACAUUCAAUAUUCUGUGGUAUCAUUUCAUACAAAUCCUUACCUCUAUUUCAAGAGCAAUAACUUGUAAACUGUUUUACAUGAAAAUACACAUAUGUUCCAUUACUUUUUCCAACAGCCAGUGAGCCUCCUUUUAUCAUUCAUGCUGUGAAAUCAUAAGGUGCAGCCACCUCAUCUCUUCUGGUUUUCAAUGGCUCAACGGCUUUGACUUAUAAGCAGUAUAUUUAGAAUUUUAGAGAACAAGCAGUAAAAAGAGGAAGGUGUUUUUUUAAUUUAUUUUUCAAACAAAAAGCAGUGGACUGCACAUCUUUUGUCAUCGUGACAUCUCUAUAUGUCAAGGGGGAUAAAAGAAACUUCAUUUCAUGCAAAGAUAUAUCCUCUUUCUGUUAAUCAUUUACAUGGGCUACAGCUACGUUUUCUCACCCCCUGAAGAAUAAUGUGUCACACAUUUGGGCUGCGUGUCGAGGUGUGGUGAGAGGGUCAAGACUCAGGACACACACAUCAGCUUUGAACUUCCUCUUUCCGACUGCAGUGUAGUCAACGUGAAAAGUACCUCAGAUGUACUGAGACACUGUGAGUAAUCCGACCAAGCCAUGGUACGAAGAGAUAAGACGAUGGUACAUGAGGUGUGACUAAGCCUAAAUGUACUCAUGCAUACCGUGUGCCAAAGACACUUCUUGGUUAUUAUGUGUGUGUGUGUGUGUGUGUGUGGUGUGUGUGUGUGUGGUGUAUGUGUGUGUUUAUCACCAAAGAUAUGCAUAUGUGGCAAGUCAACUGCCACCCAACUCUUUCUUAGUUCCUUACCUGUUAUUUCUGAGUAAAAAAAUAAGCAAGAAAUAGUUUACUCAGCAUCUACACCCGUUUUUUCUUAUCAAGCAGUGUUUUUCUUAUCAUUUACUGGAACUCGUGCAACUUUUGUAUUCACUUUUUAUAUAUGUUGUUUGCAUGUUUGUGGAUAUUUGUAAUAAAAUUGUACAUAUGUUGUCACCAAAAUACCGUAUUUCAUGAAUUUUCAAUUAAAAAUGAUUAUAAAUUGA